Sphaerulina musiva SO2202 is the source of this 3351-nucleotide messenger RNA. Its product is annotated as WD40 repeat-like protein. The record is from RefSeq and is a predicted model, not a curated record. Bases 241 to 3351 code for a protein of 1036 amino acids. Gene Ontology annotation, biological process: TOR signaling; regulation of actin cytoskeleton organization. The transcript has 3 exons. Gene Ontology annotation, cellular component: TORC2 complex; TORC1 complex. Gene Ontology annotation, molecular function: protein binding. Lineage: Eukaryota; Fungi; Ascomycota; Dothideomycetes; Mycosphaerellales; Mycosphaerellaceae.
GAGCGAGUUCCAGUUAGUUUAGAGCCUGAGACUGAGGUCCGGGUGUCUUCAGCGAUACCAAAGGUCAAACCCCUUCUUGAACCACCAUCGCUAUCUCCGUCAACGCCAGUAGUACCUAGAUCAGCGGAAGAGAUUGGCAUUUCAUCGGAAGCAAGCACAGUUCGACCGCAAUGGACAAGUGCGGAAGUCGCAUUGCUGAGAAAACUCAAGGAUAUCGACGGUCUUGACUGGAAAGAGAUUAUGGCUCGACUGCCAGGAAGAACGCUAGGCGCCAUUAAAUUCCGUUACUAUACUCAGGGGAGAGCUCGAGAAGAGCCCGCUGCUUGGUCUGCAGACGCCAGUCUAUCACAGCCCAACGCCUUCGAGGCAAGUGCGCCUCUACAGCAGCCGACUCCACCAAAUUUACGGGAGACUCAGCGUGCAGCACCAACUGUAAAAGCGCCGACUGCUGGAGUUAAGAUGUCCAGCAGCCAGUAUACCGCUGCAGAUAAUGCGCUGCUCAAAAGGCUGAAAGAGGUUGACAAGCUCAAGUGGCCUGAUAUUCAUGCAUAUUUCCCCGAAAGGUCGCUUGGGUCUCUACAGGUACAUUACUCUACCAAGGUCAAAGCUGCGGAUCUCGAUUUGUCCAAAGCUCCAGAAUUGCAUAGAACCGACUCGCAAGACACUGUUCUUGUUCGCAGCAAACGCUCAAGGAAGAGUAAAGUUGCUGAUGGCUUCAUCUCGUGGGCUGAUGCACGAAGUCUCAUGAGGGAUGGUCCCGAUAUCGAAGAUGACAGGGAGGAUAUGACUCGCAAUGCAGCCACCCCUGGACCUUUGGAUCAGCAGGACAGUGCCUUUCCGCAGACGGUCAGUCGCAUCCUUCGACAGCGAGAAAUCGGCAACAUCACAGGGGCUCGAGCAUGGACAGCUACGCGCUGUACAUUGCCUGACGAACUGAAGAACACUGUGUGCAAGGAUUAUACCUUGCAACAGUACUACCAUGGAACAUCAGGGGAUGUAGUCGGCCUCUCGUGGUCGUCGACAGGCAAAAGGUUUGCUGCUGGGUCUAUUGCGAUCACAGACAAUCGUUCAAUGCAGUACAAUAUGAGCAGAAAUCUACUAGUUGGCGACUACGAGAAGACAGAACUGCAAGAGCUCGUGGAACACCAUGUCCCUCGUCCUCUGGUCGAGGAAGCUGACAAUCCUAAUGCACUUGGUGCGAUGCGCCACACUCAAGACCCCCGGCUGUUCUUGACAGUUACAGCCACUGGCUUUUCGCCAGCGCCGGGUCAGGAGGACUACUUGUUCACUGCAGGUACCGAUAAAAUGCUGCGCAGGUAUUUGGUCGGAUCAGAUAUCUCCCACACAAGGCCCGAACACGCUGUUGAGCAUGCUGCAUCUGUGGAUCUAUUGGCCAUUCACCGCGAGGGAAUCAUUGCGACAGGCUGCCACUCUGCGUCUGAUAGUAUCAACGUAUUCAGAAGCGGCCAAGCCGGUCUCGAUAAUGUCUGGACAGGCUCGCCGAAGCGGCAGGAUCUGCAGACGACCGCAUCCAUCUUUCCAUUAAGUUUGAAGUGGGGAGAAGCAUAUGUUCAUCGCAACUUCUUGCUCGCCGGAUUCAGCAGCGAUAGCAAUACCAGCAUUGAGGACCAACAGCUCGCAGGCGAGACUGCUCUGUGGGACAUGGUACAUCAGAAACAACUCGAGAUCAAAGGCACGAUCAGAAACGUGUUUGACGUGUGCUGGAAUCCCAGGCCUAGCUCAAGUUCAGUGGUCUUUGCCGUAGCUUCGAGUGCUACUGGCAUGGACUUUAGUCGCAGAAUGCGAACAGCCGUGAGCUGUUUCGCACCAAGCCAGCCACUUUCGGCUGUGGUGAGAUGGCAAUGCCCUGCUUUAGACAUCAACGACGUUGUGAUCUGUCCAUACGACAAUCACUUGAUUGCGGCGGGAGCUACGGACGGCAAAGUGUACGUUUGGGAUCAGCGUUGGGCAGGAGCAGGACAAUCUCCACUCCACGUGCUGUCUCACGACGACUCUCUGAAUGUUUUGCCCCAUGGCUACGACAAGGAAUUGACAGACACUGGCGUUCGCUUCCUCUCCUGGGGAACGACCAGCUCUCGGCUCUUCUCUGGCUCUUCGGACGGUGUUGUCAAAGUAUGGAACCCCUACAGAUCUGCUGAUAAUGCACAUGUCGAGGAUAUCAAUGUGCCUCGCCAGCACAGGUCUGCUAUUAUGUCGGGCACCUUCAGUCCUGACUAUCGGGAGCUGCUUAUCGGAACUGAGAACGGUCGAAUCAAUGUCUUCAAGAUGGGCGGAGCGGUGCGCAGACCGCAGCAAUUCAAACUGCACACUGCAUCAGAGCCGGAUUCCAACCCUCAUCACGUUCUCGAGGCUGCUAAUGCACAGAUCAAGUCAAGGGCUAUUGCUGUUCGUCCGUGUGGCGCAAUGCCGAUCAAACAGGCUGUGCAAGGCGAAUUCUAUCAGGGUCCUUUCCAAGCGCCAACCAGCCGUGAUUGCGCGAAUGCAGCGCGAAAUUUGCAGCAAGCUCUGGAUGCGCAAGCCGAUCUGGCGGCCAAUCUUGCACAACAAGGAGGCAUCGAUUGUCAUGACCCAGCAUUGUUAGAGAAAGCGCAAAGCCGUGUUCGUGACGCACAAGCAGCUAUUGAAGAUCUGCAGAGCCGUGCAGACUUUGCUGCGCAGUCGAGACCACGAGCGGAAGCGUUCCAACACAGCCUUCAACAGUCAAGAAAAGAGCGAAAGGACUUGCUGGCACGUGCGCGCGAGGUCUUUGCAAAUGACGCGGGGCCGUGCAAGAGUGAUUGCGCAUAUCUGCCGACUUCAGAUGAGCUCGAGGACAACAGACGCUCCGAGCUUCGUAUCCCCGGCGUGCUGAGGAGUAUCGGGAAUGAAGAGUUGACGCUUGCUCGAAUGCACGAUAGUGAUCAAGCUGCCGAGCGAUGCUCGAAGUGUUUUCCUCUUCAAGCACAGAGAAAGGGCAAGGGCAGUCAGCGCGAGCUAUGCUUGACCUGCAAGCUUGAUCGUAUGCGCUUGACCACAGUAUGCAGCUUAUGCUCUUCUCCUGCUCGGGUGGAAACGGAGCCGAACAAACAACCUCUAUGCGAGGCGUGUACAUUUGCUUGCUUUCGAUGCUCAGGGCCUGUCAAGUUCUCGCGGGGCGCGCGCUCGCUCAGAUGCGAGUCUUGUAAACUUAGUUGGAAUGCCGGUGUUCUCGGCUAUGAAUUGGUCACCAAAGCAGAAAAAGCUCCAAAGGUAGAUGCUCCCCAGGGCCAUAGUAUGAUGCCGCUGUAUGAGCAAUAUGACGACUUGGGAGCCCUAGAGAGGGAGCGCUUGGCAGAGAAUUGGGAAUGUUGA